This is a messenger RNA of Priapulus caudatus, 1880 nucleotides long. Its product is annotated as endophilin-B1-like. The record is from RefSeq and is a predicted model, not a curated record. Gene Ontology annotation, cellular component: cytoplasm. The transcript is spliced from 9 exons. Gene Ontology annotation, molecular function: protein binding. Bases 21 to 959 code for a protein of 312 amino acids. Lineage: Eukaryota; Metazoa; Priapulida; Priapulimorpha; Priapulimorphida; Priapulidae.
GCAGCGGUCAUGCCAACAAGAUGAAUAGUUUCAACUUUAAGAAGUUUACUUCUGACGCUGCAACAGUAAUCAGCCGAGCCGUCCAGUACACCGAGGAGAAGCUAGGGGGCGCUGAGAAGACAGAACUCGAUGCACACUUUGAGAAUCUAGCGGCGCGGGCCGACAAGACGAAGAUAUGGUCAGAGAAGCUGAUGAGUCAGACGGUGGCGGUCCUCCAGCCGAACCCAAACGUGCGGCUGGAAGAGUUUGUGUACGACAAGCUCGGCCAACUCGACGCGCCAGUCAAGAAGCCGAAGGAGCGUGAGACGAAUCAUGAGAUACUGGGUCAGGUCAUGGUGGAUGCGGGCAGUGACAUCGGGCCAGGAACUGCGUACGGUUCGGCACUCAUCAAGUGCGGUCAGACGGAACAGCGGAUUGGUCACGCCGAGAAAGAGUACCUGCAUAAGAUCAGUAGUGCCUUCCUGAUGCCACUAAACACAUUUCUCAUGGGAGACAUGAAGACAAUACAGAAAGAGAGAAAAAUUCUCGAGACCAAGCGCCUGGAUCUAGAUGCCUGCAAGAACAGACUGAGGAAGGCAAAAUCAUUGGAAUCACAAACGAACGCGGAGGCUGAACUGCGGGUGGCGCAGUCCGAGUUUGAUCGACAGACGGAGAUCACCAAGCUGCUUCUAGAAGGAGUCAGCAGUGCUCACGCGAAUCACCUGCGAUGCUUGAAUGACCUUGUGGAGACGCAGAUGUCCUACUAUGGUCGGUGUUUCCAGCUGAUGCAAGAACUACAGAAGGAAGUAGCAAGUAUACAAUGUUCUGCAUUCACGUUGAUUACUAGCUACCUAGCAACGGUUGCUGGGCGUCAGGUGAUCAAGGUUGUAGACGUUGACGAGGGCGGAGACUGGGUGAUCGUCGAGCGGGGGUCACAGAGAGGUCGCGCCCCGAUGACCCACGUCGAGUACAUCAACUAGAGGUUAAAGGUCACAACGCGAUGCCGUCGGCCAGGUCGGCCAUUUUGCCUUCUCUCUUUCCUUGUAAUUGUUAAAAGAUCUCUUACGUGUGUUAGAUAUGCUUUCUGGAUCAUAAAUCGAUUCGACUGGCAAAUGUCGUUGUUCAAUACGGAACCAAGCAAUGGUGGCCGUCAGAGGGCCAAGUACGGAAGUUCGAACCAACCGACAGGGGCCAUUGGCGAUUGGGUGCUGAAUUCGUAAUAACUCUUUCUCUAUUCAUUGCAUGUGCCUGGUGAAUUUAUUCCCUAUACGUGUGUGCCUAUAAGUUUAUAAUAUGGAGUAUAAAGCGCUUGGGAUGGAACGAGAUAGAAAUCGUGAAUUCCGAACGACGCCGCUUUCACAUUGCGCCAUGUUUAAACAUUGCCGAGAACAGUUUCUGCGUAAUAUAUAUGAUAAUAAAUGUAUUUAUGGCGCGCUCGUGUGUGCGCGUGUGCGUGCGUGCGUGCGUGCACCGGUGCGCGCGCGCGACAAGCGAUCACUCGCUCUAAUAACGCUCGGCUGCUGUGAAAGAUGACGAUGUGGAUAAUCUUGCCGCGCCGCUUAAGUCCCGUACAUGUAUAUGUGCCGUCUUCCAUUUCCACACAUAUUGGGGGAUCCAGACUUUGCAGCUGUGAUUCAAGGCAACUCCACCAUGCCAGUGCAAUUCACCCGACUUUGCUGCAAUAUGUCAGCUGCAAUAGGGAAAUAAUAUGAUUUUUUUCCUUUGAUUAAUCAACAUGGUUGCUAAUUAUCAGUUGGUAGUCGCUCGAUAGGAAGAUGAGAAGGUGGCACACUGGAUCCUUGCUAUUGCAUAUAUGGUGGGCCGAUAUGGGUAACGACAUGAUAUAUACGCGUGAAUACGUAUGUGCGUGCGUGCGUGCGUCCGUCCGUCCGUGCGCGUGC